UUCAUAGUCGCUUUUUCUUUCUCGAUGAGAACCGGAUUUUCUCGAGAAAAACAUCAUUCCAUGAGAAAAUUCUCGAUAGACGUAUAAAUCAAAUUUUUGAUUGUCAAAUCGUAUUAAUAAACAGCAAGAACAAUGCCGGAGCACGAUCCGGCGAAGAAAGUCGCUGAUAGAUACCUCAAGCGUGAAGUACUCGGGGAAGGUACUUAUGGAGUUGUCUACAAAGCCAUUGAUACUCAGACUGGACAGACGGUCGCCAUUAAGAAAAUUCGUCUUGGGAAGCAAAAGGAAGGGGUGAAUUUUACAGCCCUUAGAGAGAUUAAAGUGCUUAAAGAGAUUAAAGAUCCAAAUAUCAUUGAAUUGAUUGAUGCCUUCCCUCACAAAGGGAACUUGCAUCUUGUGUUUGAGUUCAUGGAGACUGAUCUUGAAGCUGUUAUUCGUGACCGGAAUAUAUUUCUUUCACCUGCUGACAUAAAAUCAUACCUUCAGAUGACACUGAAGGGGCUUGCUUAUUGCCACAAGAAAUGGGUUUUACAUAGGGAUAUGAAACCAAACAACUUGUUGAUAGGAUCCAAUGGACAGCUCAAGCUCGCAGAUUUUGGCUUAGCACGUAUUUUUGGUAGCCCAGAUCGCAAGUUUACUCAUCAGGUCUUUGCUCGAUGGUAUAGAGCACCAGAGCUGUUGUUUGGCACCAAGCAGUACGGUGCUGGAGUUGAUGUCUGGGCUGCAGCCUGUAUAUUUGCUGAACUUCUCCUCCGACGACCAUUUCUACAGGGUUCAAGUGACAUUGAUCAAUUAGGAAAGAUUUUUGCAGCUUUUGGGACUCCAACAUCUUCUCAAUGGCCUGAUUUGGUAUUUCUUCCUGAUUAUGUGGAAUACCAAUAUGUUCCUGCACCUCCUUUACGUUCAUUGUUCCCAAUGGCUGCUGAUGAUGCUUUAGAUCUGUUAUCAAAGAUGUUUACCUAUGACCCCAAGGCUAGAAUUUCGGCACAGCAAGCAUUAGAACACAGGUACUUUUCAUCAGCACCUCUUCCUACAGAUCCAGCUAAGCUCCCAAGACCUGCCCCUAAGCGGGAAUCUGUCAAUUCUAGGGCUUCGGAUUUUAAUCCUCAGGUGGCUCCUACUGUUUUAUCUCCUCCAAGAAAGACAAGGAGAGUGAUGCCAGAACGUGAUGGGUUUGAUGGGGAUGCAAACCAAGGUGGUAGGAUUGAUGAGGAUGCUGGUGAAGUCAGACAGGUAGCCGGUGGACAUAUAGGCAGGAAUGAUCAGGUGCCAUCAUCAGUUGAUUUUUCCGUCUUUGGUGCAAAACCUCCAAAUAGACCUACAAUUAACAGUGCUGACAGAUUUCAUCUGAAAAGGAAAUUAGAUCUUGAAUUCCAGCGUCCGGAAUAAGAGCAAUACAAGAAGUAUUCAUUUCCUGAUUCGGAAUUUGUACAAGGGUUAUACUUAUAUAGUUGCUGGGAAUGCAUUUCCGAGGUAGGCAGACGCUCUUUGAUGCUUUUCGGUUGUGCAAGACUGUUAGCUAUUCUCGUUUUCUUUAUUACGAUUUACGAGGAACAAACAAGUGGUGUUGUAUAUGAACAAGAUCAUUAUUCAUGUAUUGUGGCUCUAAGUAAUUGUGAAAAAUGGGUUGAGGGGGGAGAGGGGUGAUCCUUGUUGACGCUUUAAGAGAGUUUGUACACUAGCCCGGUAGCCCUUGGAAGGCUAAAAUUUUGGAGGCACUUUUACGGUAUUUGUGCUGGAGAUCAGUGUCGCGAUUGUUUCAGAUAAUAAUUUUGUUGCAGCAUAAAUUCUGGUGGAAAUCUACCUUGUGUUUAUGUAUGCGAAGACAUGAAGAAAAAAAAACCCUCUUUUUGUGUGGAGACACUUACAGCAA
Messenger RNA from Tripterygium wilfordii, 1873 nucleotides. Its product is annotated as cyclin-dependent kinase D-3. Gene Ontology annotation, molecular function: cyclin-dependent protein serine/threonine kinase activity; RNA polymerase II CTD heptapeptide repeat kinase activity; ATP binding. The transcript has 7 exons. Gene Ontology annotation, biological process: protein phosphorylation; positive regulation of transcription by RNA polymerase II. The record is from RefSeq and is a predicted model, not a curated record. Gene Ontology annotation, cellular component: transcription factor TFIIH holo complex; transcription factor TFIIK complex; cytoplasm. NCBI's taxonomy places the organism in Eukaryota, Viridiplantae, Streptophyta, Magnoliopsida, Celastrales, Celastraceae. Bases 133 to 1389 code for a protein of 418 amino acids.